Messenger RNA from Physeter macrocephalus (sperm whale), 3255 nucleotides. RefSeq names its product mitochondrial calcium uniporter regulator 1 (gene MCUR1). NCBI's taxonomy places the organism in Eukaryota, Metazoa, Chordata, Mammalia, Artiodactyla, Physeteridae. Gene Ontology annotation, biological process: calcium import into the mitochondrion; positive regulation of mitochondrial calcium ion concentration. The record is from RefSeq and is a predicted model, not a curated record. The coding region runs from base 97 to 1194 and encodes 365 amino acids. Gene Ontology annotation, cellular component: mitochondrion; mitochondrial inner membrane. The transcript is spliced from 9 exons.
GGCGCCACCGCCCACGCUCAGUCAUGCUGUUGGUGGCUGGCUGGGCCCGCGCGUGACCGGCAUGAGCGCGUUCGCGGGCUAGUGACCGCGUGAGGGAUGGACUGCGGCUCCGUCGCGAACGAGAAGCCGAAGCGCCGCCGGCGGCUUCUGCUCUCCCUGGCCGCCGGCCGCGGUGGAGGCCCUGGAGGCCGCGGCGUCCCCACGUGCCGCCUCCUGCCCGGGCUCCUCGGCGGUCUGGGGGCGCUGCGCCCCCGCGCCCCGGCGGCCGGCGGUGGCGCGUCACGUGCCUCCCCGCUGCUCCUCCUCCUGCUGCUGCCCUCCCCGCGCCUGGCCGCUGCCACCCCGCGCCGGCCGUUGGCGGACUGGGAGCGCUCGCGCGCCGGGCCCUCGGCCGCCCCGGCGGGGCGCGGCGGCGCGAGGAGGUGCCAGCCAGGCCUGGCCCCGGGCGUCGCCUGUGCGGCGGGCGCGCUCCACCUGUGCCUCGGCCAGGUGGCCGCCCUCGCUUCCUCCAGGAGAGAGUUGAGCGUCUGUGCUGGGAACCUGCGUCUGGAGAGCAAAAGGAGAGAUUUCACCUCUUCUCGGAGUAGGAAGCUUUACUUUGACACCCAUGCCUUAGUGUGUUUACUCGAAGAAAAUGGGUUUACUACUCAACAAGCAGAAAUCAUUGUCUCUGCCUUAGUCAAGAUCAUGGAGGCCAACAUGGAUAUUGUCUACAAAGAUAUGGUCACCAAGAUGCAGCAGGAGAUCACUCUUCAGGAAAUAAUGUCUCAGAUUGCUAAUGUGAAAAAAGAUAUGAUUAUUUUGGAGAAGAGUGAAUUUUCAGCCCUCAGAUCAGAAAAUGAGAAAAUAAAACUUGAACUGCAUCGGUUAAAACAACAAGUAAUGGAUGAAGUGAUCAAAGUCCGAACAGAUACCAAAUUAGAUUUCAAUCUAGAAAAGAGCAGAGUGAAAGAAUUGUAUUCAUUAAACGAAAGGAAGCUGCUGGAAAUAAAAACAGAAAUUGUAUCAUUGCACGCCCAGCAAGAUCGGGCCAUCACGCAGACAGACAGGAAGAUAGAUACCGAGGUUGCUGGCCUCAAAACCAUGCUUGAGUCACACAAGCUUGAUAAUAUUAAAUAUUUAGCAGUUGACUUUAUAACUCUGAGUGGUGGUGGACGAAGCAAGGAAGACUCCACCCAGCUUUGUGUAGCAUAAAGAUUCUGAGCUCCAGACAAGUAUAAACAUCAAGUACUUUGGCGUGAGUGGUCUAAGUUUCAAAGUGAAUAAUAAUUUAAUCUUUUUUCAACUAGAUCCAAAAUUAUCUUAACUGGCUCAUAAAAUAUUUUAUAGAUAUAUUCUUCCCCUUUCAGAGAAGGAGCCCCAGAAAAUACUGUACAUUUAACAAUUGCCCUAAGUAUUAAAGAGUUAAAUAAAUGACGUCCCAUUAAGACCACCUUUGCAAUAUAACUUUGGCUAGUAGGAGCGUGAAGGAGCUUGGAGCACAGACACUCUUCCAAAAAAAAGAAUCCCCAAGGGGAAGAAGUACUGUAUGCAAUUCUGUUUCAAAGCAAAUAAUAACUUUUAUAGGUUAAAAACAGAAAGUGAAGUGACCUUAUAUCCUGACAAGCUAUUUUUUAAAUAACAUUUCAGUUGGGUGACUUUCUGUCCUCUGUCAGAAGUAUUCCAGAUGACAUUCCUACUGGUGAUGAUGGGGGCCACAUCAGUCUGUCAGUUAAUUUGGACCACUGAUUUUGCUGCAGAGUUCUCUGCAGUACGGAACAGCCCCCCACCUUCCCUGCCUUGGGAACAGUGCACUCUCCUUUUGGUGACCUGGAUUGCAUGCGUAUACGGAGGCUGGGAGGGUUCAGGACCAUGUUCCCUUUCUUUAGUCACAUGUAUUCUAUUUGAAAAGCAUAAGAGCCAGAAAUACAAGUGUACCCUUCCUGCUGUGGGCCCAGACGUCUGUGAACACAUAAGUGACUGGGACCGGACACAGUGUGAUGGCUCCUGAGCUCACCUGGCUUAGAGGAUGCAGGUCACUUUAGGAAAUUCGGCAUUAGCACGCAUAAGGGGGAAGAUGCUUGGCAAAAUCCCCAGAUACCCUGCGGCUAGCACAUGGGGAAAUGAGCCAUAGCAAGGUCCCGAAAAUUACCCCUCCAGGCACAGGUGCCUAAAGCAGAAUGUCAGGUGGACAGAAUCUGUAUUUCCUGUUCAUGCACAAAUCACUUAGGAGGUUCCUCCGCCCUCCUGCUUUCUCUCCCCUCCCCUCCUCUUUAUCUUUUUUUAAAGAGCUUAAACUCCAAUCCCACUCCUUUCCUGGACCCUUAAUAAGCGAGCCUGUUUGUGUGUCUGGUUCUUUACAAGAAACCUGAAUUUUGAUUUCUGUGCUGGUCUUAGUCCUCAGCUGGUUUUUCAGCCCAAUAUCUAAGAAAACUCAAUCUGAAUGUCUUCAUCUUUUCCCUUAAGUAUGCCAAGUACCUCAGCUGAGAAGUCACAAGUUCAGGAAGAAAGGCUUGACUCAAACCAGUCAUCUUACUGGAAUUUGUCUCUGAACUCUUUAAAAACCAAAAUCCUGUGCUGCGGUGUCCAUGUCGCUGCCUGGGUGGUGUCCCUUUGCCGCCACAUGGAGCUAUGGGCUCUUCCCUGUGUUCCAGGCUCUUCCUUUGCAGCCUCUCCUCCUGUUAAUUAGCUGUGUCAGCGUUGGCAGGCACCUCUCUUCCUCCCCCCCGAUAUGCUGUGUUCUUAAGAAUUUUGGCGUCAUUUCUGAACAAAUGUCAUAUAGAUGGCACUAUGGAACUCAUGUCUAGAAAACUGGCUCUUAACAUAUGUUUAUCAAAUGUGUUGUGACUUUUCUGACACUAAAGCAAAAACAUGUUAAUCAGGAAUAAUUUAUUCUUUAUAUAAAAUGUUUGAGACUGUUUAGCCUUUUACCAGAAUUUCAUUUGGAAAAUAUCAGUCUUUCUACAGAUUUAUAACCUAUGUUCCUCUGAUUAUAACCUAAACCAUUUCUUAACCCUUUCAUUACUUAAGCAAAUAAUUCAGUUACAUUUUACUGUAUAAUAGAGUGGGCAUAUUUUUAUGAUCUAAAAUAAAAUAUUUAAUUCUCUAUAUGUGACUAAUAUACUUUUCUAUCUGUUCCAAUUGAAUGUGAAAACUAGAACAACUUCUGCCUACGCUGUAUUUCAACUAUUAUUCCCUCGAAUUGUGAAUGGUAACAUUGCUAUAUUAUUUUUUAAAUCUAAUACCUAAACAUUUGGAUUUGCAUAGAGGGUACGU